AUGCGCUUAGAUGUUCCUCAAUUCCUUCUGCUGUGUAAUUUAUUGGUUGAUCGGGGUUACUGGUAUGCAUAUCCUUCUCAAAGAGUGGGAGUACAUGAAUCCGUUGCUUUAAUCCUAAUGUGCCUGAGCCAUGAUGAGAGGCACCGUGUGCUAGCCGAGCAAUUCCAGCAUUCAACGGAGACGAUUGAUCGACACGUUCGUCAUGUCUUACGAGCUUUGGUUCGGUUAGGUCGUGAUCUCGUUAGGCCAAGAAACGUCGAUGACACUCAUCCAAGGAUUUUGAACAAUACUUUGCUCAUGCUGUGGUUCCGGGAUUGUGUAGGAGCCUUAGAUGGGACCCACAUAUCCGCUUGGUGCAGAGCAGAGGGUAGUGCUCAUGAUGCCCGAAUUCUCCAAGAAACCUUGCUUGAUCCGGGCUCGGGAUUUCCAAUGCCACCACAAGAUGCUGCCUACAGAAAUAUGCCGGGGUUUAUGACACCGUUUAGGGGUGUACGGGGCACGCAUCAUGAGCGAGCAGCUAAAGCUCUGUUCAGUAGGUGCCAUGCAUUAAUUAGAAAUAUUAUUGAGCGCGCAUUUGGAGUUCUUAAGAAGCAUUUUCCAAUACUCAAAGGGCCAAUGCAGAACUACUUGAUAGCAACGCAAAAUAAUAUUGUGCUUGCAUGUUGUGCUUUGCACAAUUUUUUGCGUGAUUAUGUGCCGAAUGACGAGUAUUUCAAUAAAGAAGCGGCAAAUGAAGCCUUUGCAGAUGCACACAUAGUAGGGAAACAAGUGCAGAUGGGUCAACCUAUCGAUAUGUCGCAGUAG
Messenger RNA from Coffea arabica (coffee), 804 nucleotides. RefSeq lists its product as uncharacterized. NCBI's taxonomy places the organism in Eukaryota, Viridiplantae, Streptophyta, Magnoliopsida, Gentianales, Rubiaceae. The record is from RefSeq and is a predicted model, not a curated record.